GCGGGUAGAAAUGACCAAGCAGAGGUUAUCUGAUUGGUGGAUAAAAUUAAGGCAGGGGUGAAAUUUCACCCACCACAAAGUACAAAUUAUGUUAAUGGUCAUGGCUAGGUGGCGUAUGCCACCGCCCGAUUUAAAGGGUUCAGCCUCAUCCAUCCAUCCAUCCGAUGCUUGCUGCGCGCUCGCUCACGUGCUUUCUUUCGUGCUGUGCCGUGUUGUGUCGCGUGUGCUCCGCUCGUUCUGCGCGCCACUUUUUGUAAAACGGCGAGGAUUGUUCGUGCAAGUUUUCGUGCGUUGUUGCCAUUAUGGACUCAGGAGUCAAGAAGAAGAAAACGACGCAGACACACUGCUUCGCACCCGGCUGUUCGUCCGGGUACGUCGCGUCGAGGAGGUCUGGCCAACGUGUGUCGUCGUUUUCCGUGUCGAAGGAGCCAGAACGCUUGAAAGCGUGGCAGCGUGCAGUGCCACGUGCAGAUCAAGUCCUUGACCCAAGCUCAAGAAUCUGCGAGCUCCAUUUUGAUGAACAGUACAUUGUGCGAUCGUUUACGCAUACGAUCAACGGCGAGACAGUGACGAUUCCUCGCGAUCGACCUGUGCUAACAAGCGAUGCGAUUCCGACUGUCUUCCCCAACCUCCCUCAGUAUUUGUCGAAGAAGGCACCGCAGAAAAGAAAGACGAAAACGUCGACUUGUGGCCUUCCUGUGAAGUCACCGAGGCACGAAGCAAGUAAUGCCGCUUGUGUUGACGAGGUAGACGUUUUAGAAGAAAGAAGCGCAUCGUCCAAAGUCAACUCCCCAGUGCUGCCUGAUGUAGGGAACUGCCAAUUGCCCAGCGCUUACUGGACGCGACAGCCGAUUGCUGGUGAGGACAAUGUCACGGCUUUCACGGUGUGUGCACUGCAUCGCGAAAACUUGUAUUUUGAAAAAGUGGUAUUGUUCGUUGCGAAUGACAGCUCAAUUCACGCAAACGUUUUCGUUCACGCCACGAAAGUAAAUUCGCUUCAGAUCGCUGACGUGGCAAUGGCUGAAGAUCUGCUUCGGCAUGUUGAUGAGCUCAUCCCCUGCAAAGGAUUCAGAGAAGAAGGCGAGUUCAGCCCGAACCCAAAGCGCAGAGAGAAGACGCAUGGCGGCAAAGUAUUCAGUGCUUCUUGCUUCGGUGUUGCACAUUCAGCAAAGCAGGCCUGCCCACAGUGCAAGUAUCUCAGGAAGCUCCUGCAGAAUCAGGCUUCCUACAGGAGGACAGCUAAUACUCGUGGUCGGACAGCGUCAUACAAGCUAAAGCUUCGAACUGCGCAACUGAAAAGAAGCAGGCUCACAAUUAUCAAAGGAAAGUCGCUGAUCCAGAACCUAAAGGAAAAGAAUGCGCGGAUCGACUCGGAAAUGUUCGACAAAGCAGUCCAAGCUCUGCCUGUAAAGCAGCAGCAACAGGUCAGAGCAUGUCUGGCAGCAUGCAAGCGCAGAAGCACAAAGGGAAUGAAGUAUGAGGCGCAAUGGGUAUUAGAAUGUGCAGUGAUGUGCAUGAAGAGCCCCCGGCUCUAUGAACAUAUAAGGAAGCACAAAAUCAUGGUUCUGCCCUCACGUACGUCUCUUCGUUGCUUCCUGAAAAAGUACAGAAGUGGGUUCGGCCUUAGCACCAAGUUGCUUGCUGCUGUAAAAGAGAAGACCAAAACAAUGGACCCUUCGCAAUGCCAUGGAGGACUUCUAUUUGAUGAGAUGAAGCUCUCCGAAAAUCUCAGCCUUGCAUCAAAUGGGAAAAUUGAAGGCUUCGUGGAUCUGGGUGAGUUUACACCUGAAGACCAGCGCAUGCUCACUUGUGACCAUGGUCUCAUGGUUAUGUUUCAACCGUUUAGUGGUAAGUGGCACCAGAUUGUUGGUGUGUUUGCUUCACAUAGCAAUGUAAAAGCAGAUACACUUUCUAAGAUCAUACUUGAAGCUGUGGUAUUGUGUGAGAACGCUGGGCUGCGUGUGGAUUUUAUAACAUGUGAUGGAGCUUCCUGGAAAAAAAGGGCAAGACAGUGUGCAGGAGGCAGCACCCAACUGAUGCUGAACGUUUUAUUUACUUUGUGUCUGACUUCCCCCACCUUCUCAAGUGUGUACGGAAUUGUUUCGUGCGCAAAGACUUCAAUCUGCCAGAAGGAUGUGCUAGUGUAG
Dermacentor silvarum is the source of this 2147-nucleotide messenger RNA. RefSeq lists its product as uncharacterized. The record is from RefSeq and is a predicted model, not a curated record. NCBI's taxonomy places the organism in Eukaryota, Metazoa, Arthropoda, Arachnida, Ixodida, Ixodidae. The coding region runs from base 303 to 2147 and encodes 614 amino acids. The transcript has a single exon.